This is a messenger RNA of Paralichthys olivaceus (Japanese flounder), 2172 nucleotides long. The record is from RefSeq and is a predicted model, not a curated record. NCBI's taxonomy places the organism in Eukaryota, Metazoa, Chordata, Actinopteri, Pleuronectiformes, Paralichthyidae.
GUUGUGUCUCCCGUGUUGUUGCUGUGUCUCAGUUUGGUCGUGGAUCACGGAGUCAGAGGGUCUCUGGACACACUGGACACUGCAGUGCGGAGAGCGAAGAAGCUCAACUGUUUGACUCUGCUGUUCAACGACCUCAGUCUGGAGAAACAGUUCCGCUUGUCGGAGGUGACGGGUUUGCAUCACUCCAUCAGCUGCGUAGCUCUGAUCUUCGUCACUCUGUUCAUCGUCCAGAUGCUCGUCUCCGAAAGGAACUUUGAGAUGGCCGUGUCUUACGGAGUGACCUUCCCCGUCAUCGUGCUGCUUCUGUCCAUCGCUUUCACCGGAUACUUGGAGAAGUGGCGCUCCAAGAUGCCCACGGGUAUCCAGUGGAUAUCAGGGCUGUCCCGUGGCGUCUCCACCAGGGCGGCGCUGCGACUGUUCGUGGUCACUCUCUGCGUGCUCAUCAUCCUGCUCAUGGCAAUCCUCAACCUCUUCUUCCUGCCAGGAAACAACUGCACCGCUAUCACAAGCAGGGCGGAGCUGGAGGGUCUCAACCUCUACACGGUGCCCUACUACCUGUACUGCUGCCUGCUGGCCCUGCUGGGAGUGAUCGUGUUCGUCAGGACGUGCCUGUCGGUGAAAGCUCUGCUGCUCACCCUGGCUGUGGUGGUUUAUCUGGCGCUCUUCCUCUACGUGUACGCGCCGAGGUCCGGCUGCCUCGUCGACCUGCUCUACAACAACACAAAGCCGGGGGUUCUGAAGGAUCCUCAAAUCAUGUCCGGUGUUUGGUUGGUCAUCUUCUACGUCGUCGGCCUCAUACUGGCCAGACAGGACGAGCUCAGUUGCCGUGUGGACUUCCUGUUGGAGCGAUGCUUCCAAACAGAGCGAGAGGAGAUGGAGACCAUGGAGAACGUCAACAAGCUUCUCCUGCAGAACGUCCUGCCGCUGCACGUCACCUCCUUCUUCAUGGGCAAGACUGUGAGGAACCAGGACCUGUACAGCCAGUCGUACGACUGCGUGUGUGUGAUGUUCGCCUCCGUGCCUCAGUUCAAAGAGUUCUACAGCGAGAGCAGCGCCAACAGGGACGGACUGGAGUGUUUGCGCUUCCUCAAUGAGAUCAUAGCCGACUUUGAUGAGCUGCUCUCCAAACCCAAGUUCUCGUCGGUGGAGAAAAUUAAAACAAUCGGCAGCACGUACAUGGCGGCUGCGGGUCUGACACCUCCAGGGGAUGAAAGAAAGAAAUACGAGAUGUCCUACAGUCACGUUCGAGCCAUGGUGGAGUUUGCGUUCGCUCUGAUGGCCAAACUGGAGCUCAUCAACACACACUCCUUCAACAGCUUCAAACUCAGGAUCGGAAUAAACCACGGGCCGGUGAUCGCUGGAGUCAUCGGGGCUCAUAAACCUCAGUACGACAUCUGGGGGAACUCUGUGAACGUAGCGAGCAGGAUGGACAGCACAGGAGUGUUGGACAAGAUACAGGUGACGGAGGAGACGGCGGACUUGGUCCAGAGCAUGGGAUACGGCGUCACCCUCAGAGGAGUCGUCAACGUCAAGGGCAAAGGGGAACUCACCACCUUUUUUCUCAACACGGAUCAGGCGUCUGCUCAGUUCUGAACAGACGGGUGCAGCUAACCUGCCGACGACUCGGUUGAACAUUUGAACGGCAGCAGAGACUUCUGUGAGUUCACCCUCGUCCGUCUGACUCAUCAGAUUCUGAAGUAGAAUCGUUUACGUCCGUCGAGGAGCCGCCUCUGCCUUUCAGAUGAGACGCUGAAUAAAAUCCAGUUCAACGAAGACCCAGGACUUCAGGCGGAGAGCUGAGAGCUCCGUGUCUGUGCCCGCACAUGUGAUAAACCCAUGUUAGUGAACACGGUUAUUUUACAGGAAAGGAAUGAGAGGACCACAGAUUCCUGUUGUUUACGCCUCACAGCAGCAAAGUGAAUAUUGGAAUUUCUCACGUUAUUUACAUUCUGUUUUUUAUCGUGAAUCUGAGCGUGUUUGUAUUUUAAAUGUAGGAAACACAUUCUGUUUACAUGCAACAGUUCCCUGAUCUCCGUCUACUGGUUCCCAAACGAGAGGAGUCCCAGCGUAGGAAAGAAGAAAACUUUGUUCUGAUGCAGAAUUUUCUGUCUUCAGCCUAUCUGUGCUCUUAUUGUGAAAUGCUGUAUAGUUGUACCUGCUAAGCCCAACAGA